AUGGUUUCGACUCCUUUUAUUAUUAUCACAAUUUUUUUGGCAUAUUUUUCUUCUUGUUUAUGUGUUGUACUCCAUAACAAUAAUACUUUUGGUCUCAAAGAUUUUGAACCUGCUUUGGCAACAUGGUACGGGGAUGAAACGGGUGCCGGAAGCGGUAGAGGAGCUUGUGGAUGGGAGGACGAUGUGAAAGAUCCUCCAUUGUCAUCGAUGAUAUCAGCCGGAAAUGCGAAUAUCUUUUUGAAUGGGAAAGGGUGCGGACAUUGUUUUCAGAUAUUUUGUAAUCAACCACCAUACUGCUCGGGCGAACCAAUUAAGGUGACCGUCAGUGAUGAGUGUCCUGGGGCAUGUAACAAUGUACCUUUUCAUUUUGAUUUAAGCGGAUUUGCUUUUGGUGCGAUGGCACUGCCUGGUCAAGAUCACAAUCUACGACAGCUUGGCCAAGUUGACGUGCAGUUCCAAAGUGAAACAAGCAUCAUAUCGUGUGAUAGGGUUCCAUGCAAUUAUGGAGGUACGCGGAUUACGUUCAAAGUUCACGAAGAUUGCAACCCAUACUGGUUCGCGACGGCGAUAGAAUACGCAGAUGGGGAUGGUGGCUUUGGAUCUAUAGAGAUAGCAGCAGGUGGUAGUCAAAAUUUUGUUGGGAUGGAUAAUAUAUGGGGUGCAGUUUGGAAGAAAGACAUCGAUCCAUCAUUCAUAGGUCCAUUUUCUUUCAGGCUUACUUCUGUUGAUGGGAAAACCGUUGUUGCCACAAAUGUGAUUCCAGCAACAUUUUCGCCUGGUUCCAAGUAUUCAUCAAGUGUGAAUUUUUAA
Molecule: messenger RNA, 810 nt
Organism: Cynara cardunculus var. scolymus (artichoke)
Lineage: Eukaryota; Viridiplantae; Streptophyta; Magnoliopsida; Asterales; Asteraceae
Product: expansin-B15-like
Exons: 4
Coding region: 1-810 (269 amino acids)
Biological process (GO): sexual reproduction
Cellular component (GO): extracellular region
Source: RefSeq, a predicted model, not a curated record